AUGUCAAUGAAAACCAAGAUCAAGUCAUUUUUUGGCCCUAAUAGACAAUAUGCUGUUGCUGGUGCAUCCAACAACCCUUCUAAGUUUGGGUACAAGAUUUUGAAUUGGUAUGUGAAGCACAAUUUAUCCGCUAUUCCAAUUAACCCGAAGGAGCAAGAAAUUUUGGGUCAACCAGUUGUGUCAAACGUCACCCAAAUUAUCAAGGCUAUCGAAGACCACAGGAACUUGAGUGAGUACAAAACUUCUAGCGUUGAUGGGUUGAGUAUUUCGUUCUUGACUCCACCGCCAAUAACUGUGGCAACUUUGAAAGAAAUCUCCAACAUCGAAGGUUACAAGUCGGUGAUUAAAGGGUUGUGGUUCCAACCAGGUAGCUAUGACCAAGAGGUAUUGGACUUAGCUGAACAGUUGGGGGAGUUUGAUAAAGUUAUCGAGGAAGAUGAGUGCAUUCUAGUCAGAGGAGAAGAAGGUUUGCUCUCGGCAAAUUUGUAA
Lodderomyces parapsilosis is the source of this 489-nucleotide messenger RNA. RefSeq lists its product as uncharacterized. NCBI's taxonomy places the organism in Eukaryota, Fungi, Ascomycota, Pichiomycetes, Serinales, Debaryomycetaceae. Bases 1 to 489 code for a protein of 162 amino acids. The transcript has a single exon. The record is from RefSeq and is a predicted model, not a curated record.